Messenger RNA from Triplophysa rosa, 4519 nucleotides. It is a transcript of the gene sec24b, whose product is annotated as SEC24 homolog B, COPII coat complex component. The record is from RefSeq and is a predicted model, not a curated record. Gene Ontology annotation, molecular function: SNARE binding; zinc ion binding. NCBI's taxonomy places the organism in Eukaryota, Metazoa, Chordata, Actinopteri, Cypriniformes, Nemacheilidae. Gene Ontology annotation, cellular component: endoplasmic reticulum exit site; COPII vesicle coat. The coding region runs from base 135 to 3701 and encodes 1188 amino acids. Gene Ontology annotation, biological process: endoplasmic reticulum to Golgi vesicle-mediated transport; COPII-coated vesicle cargo loading; intracellular protein transport. The transcript is spliced from 24 exons.
CCUGUUGCUGAUCAGAUUAUCGUCACAGCUUGUCAGACCGUUCGCUCAACUGCGGGCAGGUCGAUGGAGACCCAUAACUGGUGACAGUGGUAUAGUUUGUGUUUCUACACUGUUUUACACAAAACCGGAGAGGGAUGUCUGCACCGGGCUACACGAACCCGAACCCGUCCGUAAAUAAUUACGGCUCGAGCUCGACGCAAAACGGAGGCGGAGCGGCGUCCUGUCAGAACGGUCCCGGACAGACAUACCCUGCCAUGCAUCCGUCAUCCGGCUACUAUAAUUCUGCGCCGCCACAGACUUACCCUACUAUGACGGGACAUGGCGCUGCUCAAACCGGUAAAGUACCAGUUAGUAGCACAGACUAUAGUGGAAACUACUACCCGAACAGCUCAGGUCCGUCACCGCACCCAGCGGCACCAGGAACGCAUCCUCCUGCCCAUCAUUACGCCACCGCUAAUUCCCCUGUGUCCGGAGCACCACUUCAACACCCCGUACAGUCAUACCAGCAGGCCACGUCGUAUGGCGUGCAAGCCGGAUACUACGGACAGCAGUAUAAUCACCCCUCGCAAGUUCAUCCUCCCCAACAGCAGCCCAGCUUGGUACCGGCAUCUAGCGGCAACAACCUUGGCGCCCCGCUGUACCCUAUCGUGUCUUACCCAUCAGCCCCUGGGAGCAGUCAGUACGGCACACUGAGAUCCUCUCAGACUGCUGCCGGGCCUCCACCAGUUUCUACUGUAAUGCCUCUGCCGCCUACCCAGAAUUCUUCGCAACAGUUCCCUCAAGGGAACGGGGCCACGCCCACACCAGCUCACGCAGGCUACGGAGCCCCUCCCUUCAGCCAAACGGCUACUGUCAACGGCCAAUCAAAUGCAGUUCAACAACACUAUGAGCAAAACCUCCACAAUCCCAUGAGCCAUCAUUACUCCGGAGCCCCUCCCGGCUCAGAGGCCCCUAAUAUGGAGCGAGCACCCUCAGGAACACCUGGCACCUCUGUGCAUUCUUCACCACAACACCAUCCAGGGCUGCUGUAUGGUGACCGGCGACUCAAUAGCGCUGUUAGCUCGGUCCCAGGCGAUCACUCCUCAUCCAGUUCUGACCAUGAGGAAGAGGAUGAGGAGGAUGAGGAAGCAGGUGGAGACAGCUCAUCUACAACCACAGGCAGUGCUUCUCCUGUUCCCAACAGUUAUGAGUCUCUGGAGGGCGGCAGUUAUCCAGAUAUCUCUGGUCCUCCCGCUGCUGUUCCCACCAAACAACAAGCCCCGCCCUUCGGAUACAAUUAUCCAACCAUGCAUCCUGCUUACCAGCAAAACCCCGCCCCUAGACCAGACCCCUCCCCUUCUCACGGAGGAUACAGCCAACCGGGAUAUCAACCGUACUCACAGCCUUUCCCGUCACUUACUGAGCUGUCGUCAGCGUUGGGGGGUCUCAGCGGUGCUCCCGAGCUGGAAAUGGAGACCUUGAGGCCUGUGAAUCUUCUACAGGAGAGAAACAUUCUUCCUCCCAAACGCACUCCUCCACCUGAGCCCAAUCUGAGCAGUGACCUGCGCAAGGUCAACUGUAGUCCAGACACGUUUCGCUGUACUCUCACUAGCAUUCCUCAGACUCAGGCUCUGCUGAAUAAAGCCCGUUUGCCUCUUGGACUUCUGCUGCAUCCCUUCAGAGAUCUAACGCAGUUACCGGUCAUCACCUCUAACACCAUAGUUCGCUGUCGUUCAUGUCGGACGUAUAUAAACCCUUUCGUGUCUUUUCUGGACCAGCGCAGGUGGAAGUGUAAUCUGUGUUACAGAGUCAAUGAUGUUCCUGAGGAGUUCAUGUAUAAUCCUGUUACCCGUUCCUACGGUGAACCUCACAAGAGACCUGAGGUGCAGAAUUCUACCGUAGAGUUCAUCGCCUCCUCGGAUUAUAUGCUGCGGCCUCCUCAGCCUGCUGUUUACCUGUUUGUGUUGGACGUAUCCCAUAAUGCCGUGGAGUCGGGCUACCUGAACGUGUUCUGUCAGUCAUUACUAGACAGUCUGGACAAGUUGCCGGGGGAUACGCGCACACGAAUCGGGUUCGUGACGUUUGACAGCACCAUCCACUUUUAUAAUCUGCAGGAGGGUCUGUCUCAACCUCAGAUGCUGGUGGUCUCUGAUAUUGAAGAUGUCUUUCUCCCAACACAUGACAGUUUGCUGGUGAACCUUAAGGAGAGUAAAGAGCUGGUGAAGGACCUGUUAAACUCUCUGCCGGGGAUGUUUGCACACACACGUGAGACUCAGAGCGCUCUGGGUCCGGCUCUACAGGCGGCGUAUAAACUCAUGUCCCCGACAGGAGGCCGAGUGUCUGUGUUUCAGACCCAGCUGGCCACGGUCGGCGCCGGACACCUGCAGUCACGAGAAGACCCCAACCUCCGGUCCAGCACGAAGAACGUCCAGCACUUGGGUCCUGCAACAGACUUCUAUAAGAAACUGGCUCUGGACUGUUCCGGUCAGCAGAUCGGAGUGGAUUUGUUCUUGUUGAGCUCGCUGUACUCGGAUUUGGCUACUUUAGCGUGUGUUUCCAAAUACUCGGCCGGCAGCGUCUUCUACUACCCGUCCUUCCAUCACCAUCACAAUCCAGCGCAGAGACAGAAGUUCCAUAAAGAUCUCCAGCGCUACCUCGCCAGAAAGAUCGGAUUCGAAGCUGUGAUGAGGAUCAGGUGCACCAAAGGCUUGUCCAUCCACACUUUCCAUGGGAACUUCUUUGUGCGCUCCACUGAUUUGCUGUCUCUGGCCAAUGUGAAUCCAGACUCCGGUUUCGCCGUACAAAUGUCCAUCGAGGAGAGUUUAGCCGACACGUCGCUCGUGUGUUUUCAGGCGGCUCUUCUGUACACGUCCAGCAAAGGCAAACGUCGAAUCCGAGUGCACACGCUGUGUCUGCCGGUGGUCAGUCAGUUGAAUGAUGUGUUUGCUGGUGCAGAUGUCCAGGCCAUCUCGUGCCUGCUGGCUAACAUGGCUAUCGAUCGCUCCAUCUCCUCCGGUCUGUCCGAUGCCAGGGAUGCGUUAGUCAAUGCAGUGGUGGAUUGUUUAGCAGCGUAUCGUGCUAACGGCUCAAACAUCCAGCCCUCCGGACUGAUCGCCCCGGCCGCCCUGCGUCUCUUCCCUCUUUAUGUACUGGCUCUGCUCAAACAGAAAGCUUUGCGCACGGGUACCAGCACGCGUCUGGACGAGCGAGUGUUCGCCAUGUGCGAGUUCAAGAGUCAGCCGUUACAUCAGAUCACACGCAUGGUUCAUCCAGACCUGUACAGAAUCGACAACAUGACCGAACAGGGGGCGCUGCACCUGAAUGACUCUGUGAUCCCUCAGCCGCCCUUACUGCAGCUCACGGCAGAGAAGCUUACUAGAGAGGGAGCGUUUCUCAUGGACUGCGGCAGUGUGAUGUACUUGUGGGUGGGCAAAUGUUGCCACGAGACGUUUGUACGGGACGUCCUGGGCUACCCCAACUACGCAUCCAUACCGGUAAACAUGACUGAAAUUCCGGAGCUGCAGACGAUGUAUUCGGAGAGGACUCGAGCGUUCCUGUCGUGGCUGCUGGAGUCUAGAACCUUCACUCCUGCUUUUCAUGUGGUCAAGGAUGAUGCCUCCGUCAAGAGCAGUUUUUUCCAGCAUCUGGUGGAGGACCGCACUGAAUCGGCCUUCUCUUAUUAUGAGUUCUUGCUCCACGUUCAGCAGCAGAUGUCUAAGUAGAACCCUAUAGCUUCUGUUCCACAGCACGGAGCUCUUUGAUUGGACCGCAGACAGGCAGGGACAUGCCCCACUGGCCAAUCGCAGCCUGUGGUUUCUGUGGGGGGAUUGUUUAAAGACAUUUGAGUAUAAAAGAUGUUUUAAAAAAGUGAAUGAAUGAAUGCAAACUGAAUGACUAGAUCGAGAGCGGAGGACAAAGCAUAGCAGUAGAGCGGAUUACACAUAGAGGCACUGAUCAAACUGUCAAUCAUUCCUGUGUUUCUUCAUAUUCUGCCAUUGUGGAUCACAGAAGUCAGACACAGUGGUUAUAAACUACUGAAUAACAUUUCUCCCAUUGCCUUUAGGAUUACAUUUUCCCGUUAUAUUUCACAUUGUGUUGUUUGUCUUUUUUUUUAAGAUAUCCUCAUUACAUUAAAUACUCUCAGAACUCCAUGUUACUUAUUUCAUAUACACUAUGUGCUUUUAUCGUUUGUCUUUAUUUGCUUUCCCCCCAUGUCUGAUUUCCAUUCAUGUCUCUUUUUUCACUGUUCCCUUUUGCUUUAUUUCUUGAUUUUGUAAUGCGAGUUGUGAAACGGUGUCUGUUGUAACGGUGUAAUGGUUCAUCUGUUUUCAUGCACCAUCUCAACAGUGGCUCAUCAGAUUCUCUCUUCUGUCUCCUAAUGUCUCAGCUGCUGCUCGAAACUGUUGUUUAAUUGUUUUCUUUGAGAGAACAAAUCAGGCUGGCAACAGAUGUUGCUUUCAACUUGUUACUCUCAACAAAAAUAUUUUAAUGUGCUAUAAUUUAUGACAAGCUUAUUGAAUAAAAUGAAAUCGUAAUUCUU